ACUUGGCUUGCGAAUCUAGAGGAGCGAGCGUGUCUUUCACGCGACACCAACGAUUCAAAGUGGGAGAUAGUUGGGGACGAUCGGAGACGACGGCGAUGGCGGGGAGGAGCGAGAGGAGAGGCAAAGAGCGAGUGAAAGUGGCGUGGUCUGCGGAGGAGGACGUGGUGCUGAGUAAUCUCGUUGAGAAGUUCGGAGCGAGGAACUGGAGCUUGCUCGCGCGGAGUGUUCCUGGUCGGACAGGCAAGUCUUGCCGUCUUCGGUGGUGUAAUCAGCUCGAUCCGUCUCUUAAACGCAACCCUUUCACUGAGGUAGAGGAUCAGGCUAUCAUCACAGCACAUGGCAUCCACGGAAACAAAUGGUCUGUAAUCGCUAAGCUCCUCCCAGGAAGAACUGAUAACGCUAUCAAGAACCACUGGAACGCCACCCUAAGGCGUCGAUGCAUGGACGUUGAAAUGCUGACGACGAAUAACUUAGUCCCGGAAGAUUCUGGAUUCGAUAGAACGAUGAACACCAUCGCAGCAUCAUCAGAAGAAACUUUCUCUUCAGGCGGUGGUGGCCAUGUAACUACUCCACUUGUAUCUUCAGACGGCAAAGAAGCAACCUCCAUGGACAUAUCUGAAGAACAAUGCAGAGGCAAUGAUCCUCCAACGCUUUUCCGCCCUGUAGCCAGGCUCAGUUCUUUUAAUGCUUACAAUCACAUGGAAGGAUCUUCAUUUAGUAAGUUCCAGUCAUGUAAACAAGACGCAGCAAUGCUAAGAUUGCUUGAAGGAGCUUGCAACGAACGGUUUGUGCCUCAGAAAUGCGGAAGUGGGUGUUGCAGCGACAGUCCCGUUGACAUUUCUAAGCAAAACUCAUUGUUGGGUCCAGAGUUUGUGGACCACUUAGACCCACCAACGUUCCCUAGUUAUGAACUAGCUGCUAUAGCAACGGAGAUAAGCAGCCUCGCUUGGUUGAGAAGCGGUUUAGAGAGUAGCAGCGUGAGGGCUAUGGAAGAAGCAACUGGUCGGUUAAGGCCUCAAGGCUCAAGAGGACAUCGAGAUCAUUAUCUUGCAUCUAAACAAGGAAAGAGCAUAACCAAUGUCCUGUCUACAUAAAAAUGGUAGAACAGAUACAUAGUGACUUAUAUUUUUCUUCAGAAUUUUAUACUUUUUUUGUUGUUGUGAUGUAAUUUAGUAGAAAUAGUUUCUAUAGUUAUGAGUUUUGAGUCUUUUCAACUUA
Molecule: messenger RNA, 1218 nt
Organism: Brassica oleracea var. oleracea
Lineage: Eukaryota; Viridiplantae; Streptophyta; Magnoliopsida; Brassicales; Brassicaceae
Product: transcription factor MYB44-like
Exons: 2
Coding region: 96-1094 (332 amino acids)
Biological process (GO): regulation of DNA-templated transcription
Cellular component (GO): nucleus
Molecular function (GO): DNA-binding transcription factor activity, RNA polymerase II-specific; RNA polymerase II cis-regulatory region sequence-specific DNA binding
Source: RefSeq, a predicted model, not a curated record